Messenger RNA from Homarus americanus (American lobster), 1008 nucleotides. RefSeq lists its product as uncharacterized. NCBI's taxonomy places the organism in Eukaryota, Metazoa, Arthropoda, Malacostraca, Decapoda, Nephropidae. The record is from RefSeq and is a predicted model, not a curated record. The annotation marks the transcript as partial. The transcript has 4 exons.
GGACGGGGUGGGGGAGGACGGGGUGGGUAUGGGGGAGGACGAAGAGGGGAGGACGGGACGGGGUAUGGAGGAAGGGGUAUGGGGGAGGACGGGUAUGAGGAGGACGGGGUAUGGGGAGGACGGGGUAUGGGGAGGACGGGGUAUGGGGGAGAACGAGGUAUGAGGGGAGGACGGAUAGUCUCCGUGGGUCUACUGUUGACAAAGAUAGUCUCCGUGUGUCUACUGCUGACUAAGAUAGUCUCCGUGUGUCUACUGUUGACAAAGAUAGUCUCCGUGGGUCUACUGUUGACGAAGAUAGUCUCCGUGGGUCUACUGUUGACUAAGAUAGUCUCCGUGUGUCUACUGCUGACUAAGAUUGUCUCCGCGUGUCUACUGCUAACUAAGAUAGUCUCCGUGGGUCUACUAUGGACUAAGAUAGUCUCCAUAGGUCUACUGCUGACUAAUAUAGUCUCCGUGGGUCUACUGUUGACUAAGAUAGUCUCUGUGGGUCUACUGUUGACUAAGAUUAUCUCCGUGUGUCUACUGUUAACUCAGAUAGUCUCCGUGUGUCUACUGCUGACUAAGAUUAUCUCCGUGUGUCUACUGUUGACUAAGAUUGUCUCCGUGGGUCUACUGUUGACUAAGAUAGUCUCUGUGUGUCUACUGUUGACUAAGAUAGUCUCCGUGGGUCUACUGUUGACUAAGAUAGUCUCCGUGUGUCUACUGUUGACUAAGAUAGUCUCCGUGUGUCUACUGUUAACUAAGAUAGUCUCCGUGUGUCUACUGUUGACUAAGAUUGUCUCCGUGGGUCUACUGUUGACUAAGAUAGUCUCUGUGUGUCUACUGUUGACAAAGAUAGUCUCUGUGGGUCUACUGUUGACUAAGAUAGUCUCCGUGUGUCUACUGUUGACUAAGAUAUUCUCCGUAGGUCUACUGCUGACUAAGAUUAUCUCCGUGGGUCUACUGUUGACUAAGAUAGUCUCCGUGUGUCUACUGCUGACUAAGAUAGUCUCCGUGGGUCUACUAUGA